Messenger RNA from Achroia grisella, 361 nucleotides. RefSeq names its product gallerimycin-like. The coding region runs from base 19 to 252 and encodes 77 amino acids. The transcript has 2 exons. The record is from RefSeq and is a predicted model, not a curated record. Lineage: Eukaryota; Metazoa; Arthropoda; Insecta; Lepidoptera; Pyralidae.
UCCCUGUAAGACGUGAUCAUGAAGGCAGCCGUCGUCGUCGCAAUUUUUCUGGCCUUUUUGGCUGUUGUAUCAUGUGUCGAGUUAGAGAAAUCUACAGAGUCCGGUCACGUCAUUCAAAAGAGAGGAGUAACCAUUACAGCCAAACCGCCUUUUCCACGAUGUGUAUUUUAUGAGUGCAUUGCAAACUGCAGGAAUAGAGGAUAUAAAAACGGUGGAUACUGUACCAUCAAUGGAUGCCAAUGUCUUCGUUGACAUCUAUAUUAUUGUUUUAAUAAUUUUAAAUAAUACCUAUAAUAUCAAAAACUACAAAGUAUAUGUGUUUCGAAUGGUCAUUUAAAUAAAUUAAAAGUAAUAAAACAUA